Messenger RNA from Mytilus californianus (California mussel), 3171 nucleotides. Its product is annotated as non-homologous end-joining factor 1-like. Gene Ontology annotation, molecular function: DNA end binding. The record is from RefSeq and is a predicted model, not a curated record. Gene Ontology annotation, biological process: double-strand break repair via nonhomologous end joining. The transcript is spliced from 8 exons. NCBI's taxonomy places the organism in Eukaryota, Metazoa, Mollusca, Bivalvia, Mytilida, Mytilidae. Bases 73 to 1107 code for a protein of 344 amino acids. Gene Ontology annotation, cellular component: DNA ligase IV complex; nucleus.
UUCCGCUAAAUUUUGUAGUUGCAAAAUUAUAUAUUUUUUCCUAUUUUAGUUUUGAAUUAAUUUAUUGUACCAAUGACUACAGAAAUCGAAUGGAGACGACGUUGGAAGCCGGAUCUUACAUCUAUUCCAUGGCAACCGUUGAAUAUCGAUGGUUAUGUUUACUUGAUCAAAUGCAAUUUUACACAAAACUCUUAUGAGUUACUUCUUACCAACCUGAAAAGCUUUUGGCAUGAAGAGUUAUCAGAGAAUGCCUUGAAAAAGCGAGUUCAGAAAUUAAAUCCUAGUAUAGAGGCUUCAGUUUCUAGGAUAUUGGACCAGAUUAAGAAUUGCCUUGAAAGUCAAGAAAGAGGAACCAGUAUAACAAUUGGAUUUAAAGAUGAAGAAGAAAAUUCCAAAAUGGUUCUUAAGAUUAACUCCCAGCUUGCAGGGUUGCCUUUUUGUUGGAAUUUUGUAGGAAAUGCAGCUGACAAAGAAAUGGCCUCAGAAAACUUGAUAGUUCCACUAAUGGCCAUGGUAGGUGAAUUAACAAGAAGGCAGAGAGAACUUAUCAAAAUACUUCAAAGUAAAGACAAAGAGAUAGACGAUUACAAAUCCCAAGGUGGAAAAACAACACGAAAACAUAUAGAAACUCAGGAGUUUGUGGAAACAGCAUUUGAAAACACAAUGUUGAUGUCAAAGGGUUUUGAAGAGGAAGUGGAGAGUUUUGGUAGUUCAGCAUUUGAUGACAGUGGCCAGGAUCUGUACCGUCAAAUCAUGACCAAACAUUCUUGGUUGCACAGACAAAAAAAUGAUACAGAGACAGAAUCAUCAUCGCUAGAUGAGGAAGAAUUACCGGUAAAUGAUACUAGUGACGAAGGAAGAAAGCCGUCAACGGGGACAUCAUGGGGAAGUAGUAGACUUCCUCCAUCAGUGGCGGGACCUAAAAGUAUGUCCCCAUCACAGAAAAGUCCAAAUAAAUCACCUGCUUCAUCAAAAUCAAAUACACCUGACACAUCACCAAUCAAGGAUACAGAGCUCAUGAGGAGACAAGCAUUAGAAAGAAGACUUGAAUCAGAUGAGGCAAAGAAGCAAGAGAAAGCAAAGAAGAAAAAGAAAAUGGCUUUUUAAGAACUUUUUAUCACUUUUAUUGUCAUCUCAUAUAUGCCUUCAUUAUUUUUGUCAAUGCUUGGUGCUUUGUAUUAUUAAGUUCCUGAUAUUUCAUACAUCUUUAGAGUUAACGAAUGGACCAGGCUGGCAAGGACAUGAAAAGAGACCUUUGUGACCCAAUUUUAUCAAAGUUCAUGAUAUUUAUCUGAAGAGGUGAACAUUUAAGAAAAUUACGUUUCUUUUAUUUGUAUUUUAUCAUAAAAGCCAAAUUUACAGGUCAUUUGGGAAAAAUUUGUUGCCCCCUAUGCUUGUCCUGCAAAUAUAUUUAUAUCAAAACUGCAGCAAAUCCGUAAAAGGUUGUGACAUGAGUACUGUAUAUUCAGAACAAUGACAAAUUGUGGAAAUGGAAGUAGGUUUAACAAAUUUUCUAAAGAAUUAUGUAAUAGUGAAAUAAUUUUGACAAUAAACUGCAAAUAUAGUAAAAAUGGAUAAUCUGGAAAUCAUGAUCUAUUAUAAAUUAAAGCCUUAUACAACGAAGUCCUACUCAAAAUCUCCAGUCAUGGCAGAGAAAAGGUUAUUUUCUGUAUGUCCCAGGAAUUAAAAAAUAACACCAGACUGAUGCACAGGGCUAUUGUUUCUGAUAACCAGACUUAUUAUCUUUGUCUUUCAAAAAGUUUGACAGGUUAGCAAAAAGAAAAAAAAAGUUGUCUAGUCAUUUUUGUUUAAUAAGAAACUUAAAUAGCUUCCCUCUGAAAAGUAUAGCUAUUAUUAUGGUAGUAACUAAUUAGAAUUGUUGUAUUCAAUUUUAUAAAUAAUUCAUUAUAUCUUCUAUGGGGAAAUUCACAUUGAAAAAUUGUUUAUUCCUCAUCAGGAUUUUCAUGCAUUGUACUUUAAACAUUACUAAAUUGAGAACGGAAAUGGGGAAUGUGUCAAAUAGACAACAACCUGUCCAAAGAGCAGAAAACAGCCCAAGGCCACCAAUGGGUCUUCAACAGUCUGCCUAUAUUCGGUACCAGUUUUGUAAAAAAAGAAAAAAACAUUCCUAAGGAGUCAGCAAAACUCUGACGUGCUAUAUCACUGUGAAAACUUCGGUUAGAACUUAUACCUGCUUGACUAGUGAGAUAUCAGCAUUAAAAAUCCCUGGGCUUAGUGAGGUUUGUCAUAAAAUUUUAACCUGUUAUGUCCCUAUCAAAAUAUGUCAUUUGUCUUCUUGGAAUUUUUUAUCCUCUGAACUCUAUUUUUUUUAACUAUUGUUAUAUCUACUAUUCAAUUAUCAUGGUUUUGUUUGCUUAGGCACAUGCUAGUACAUGGAAUAACUUUAAAAACCAAUUCCUCCUUUUGGUGUGGUGAGGUAAGAAAUAACAUAUAAUUCUAGAUUUUUAUCUAAUUAAAUACUACACAGUUUAUUAGUUUUAAGAUAUUAUCAUGAUGACUAUUAGUGCCUGGUUCAUCAAAAAGUAAAAUAACAAAAAUAUCGAACUCCAAGGGAAAUUCAAAACGGAAAGUCCUUUAUAAAAUGGCAAAAUCAAAAGCUCAAUAGAUAUAGGAAGAUGUGGUAUGAGUGCCAAUGAGACAACUCUCCAUCCAAGUUACAAUUUAUAAAAGUAAACCAUUAUAGGUCAAGGUACGGCCUUCAACACGGAGCAUUGGCUCACACCGAACAGCAAGCUAUAAAGGGCCCCAAAAAAUUACUAGUGUAAAACCAUUCAAACGGAAAAACCAACGGUCUAAUCUAUAUAAAAACGAGAAACGAGAAACACGUAUGAACUACAUAAACAGACAACAACUACUGUAAUCAGAUUCCUGACUUAGGACUCAAGCACAUCUAACGAAUUGAAAACAACUGUCAUAUUCCUGACUUGGUACAGGUAUUUCCUUAUGUAGAAAAUGGUGGAUAAACCUGGUUUUAUAGCUAGCUAAACUUCUCACUUGUAUGAACAAUUUAGUUGUUCAAUAUUCUUGUGUCGGCUAAAUUACUUAAGUGAGCCUUUAAUUAAAAUGUGCAUUUAACUCAAUAUUUUAUAUAUUUAUAUAUUUUGAAUAUUGUAGAUAUAUUUUUAAAGAAAUAAAAAUGCAGCUAUGUUA